Styela clava is the source of this 450-nucleotide messenger RNA. RefSeq lists its product as uncharacterized. The record is from RefSeq and is a predicted model, not a curated record. NCBI's taxonomy places the organism in Eukaryota, Metazoa, Chordata, Ascidiacea, Stolidobranchia, Styelidae.
UAUUUAUGGUACCCAAAGCAUUAGAGUGAGGGUUUUAUUAUGUAAUGGGGUAGGAUGGGCAACAAAUGUUGUUGUGCGAGUAAGGGCUACACAAGUGUUGUUGACGUUCAGGAGAGAGAUGGAAAUGUGCAGUCGAAUUCAUUAGUUGACUAUGAAACGGCUGGACUGGUUCAAGACCUUGAUUUAUUUGCUGGAAUUGAUUUUGAAAGGAAAGCAACAUUAGCUUCUGCAGAAGAGGUUGAACAAGAGGAAGAAUCAAAUGAAGGAUUUGGGCUGCUGGGAUUCACGCCUGCAUCAAAAAUUCAUCGCAAAAGUCGGAUAAUGAUUGUCGAUUCAACUGAUCUGCCUGAACACAGCAAGCGAUUGAAAGGAAACAAAUGAGAUGAGAUUAUUUUAUUGAUAUAUCUUGGAAUUAUAAAACUGGGAAAUACACUGCAUCGUAAAAGUUAA